CAGAACGUCCUCACGUUUUGCACCAAGCCGAUCUUUGUAGGAGAACAGCUUUGGAAGGUCAAGCAGUGGCUCAUUGGCUUUUUUAAAAUUAAAAUAGGUUGGUUCAUGUCAGUGCAUUGCAAACAGUUUAAAUUUGGACUUCCUGUCUAAUCUGUGAAUAAUCUCUGUCUUCAGGAAGCAAUUAAAAGCAGACGGUAACAUCUGAGCUGUACUUCUGUUUCAGACUCACUGAGCCAGGAUGGCCGAAGCUGAUGUUACAUACGCUGAUGUGAAGUUCAUAAGACAGAGGACUAAAGAUGAUGUUUCUUUAGUCACUGAAGUCAACUCUGCACCCAGAAGAUCACCAACAAAAGAACCAGUCUGUGCAAAGUGUGCAGCAGAUGUUGAACAAGCUGGAAAGAGCACGAGGCCAAAGGUCACCAGAGAGCGAGUGGUCCUGCUGGUUCUCAUCGCUAUCUUGGUAGCUACCAUCAUCGCCCUGGCAGUCAAAAUAAAUUCUAGGACAAAAAUGUACCCUGAAAGUUCUACACCAUCAUGUCCACCACCUCCUGAAGUAAAAAAAGAGACGUGUCUGAAGUGUGAAGCAGGCUGGGAGCUAUAUGGAGGAAAGUGUUAUAAUUUCAGCACCAAGAAGUUCUCCUGGACUGAGAGCAGAGAUUCCUGCAAAGAUCUGGGAGGAGACCUGGUGAAUAUAGACAGCAGAGAGGAGCAGAUGUUCCUGUUUGAAAGACUGAGCAACAUUAUGGAGGAUGAUUUAAAGGACAAGUUCUGGAUUGGACUGACGGACUCAAAGGAAGAAGGCAGAUGGUUGUGGGUGGACGGGUCACCACUGAAUGAAAGGUAUGGCUGA
Messenger RNA from Fundulus heteroclitus (mummichog), 850 nucleotides. Its product is annotated as CD209 antigen-like protein E. The transcript has 6 exons. Bases 239 to 850 code for a protein of 203 amino acids. Lineage: Eukaryota; Metazoa; Chordata; Actinopteri; Cyprinodontiformes; Fundulidae. The record is from RefSeq and is a predicted model, not a curated record.